Molecule: messenger RNA, 2796 nt
Organism: Diplodia corticola
Lineage: Eukaryota; Fungi; Ascomycota; Dothideomycetes; Botryosphaeriales; Botryosphaeriaceae
Product: ste ste11 protein kinase
Exons: 5
Coding region: 1-2796 (931 amino acids)
Biological process (GO): protein phosphorylation
Molecular function (GO): protein binding; protein kinase activity; ATP binding
Source: RefSeq, a predicted model, not a curated record
AUGGCCAUGCUCGCGUCGAAGUCGCAGUAUGUCGCUCCCAUGGGCAACUCGGCCCCGACAUCAUCUCACUACCCCCCGAGUUCCGCCAGUCACCGCCAUCCGCACGCCUCGGCCACCGCCCACCAUGGCACCCGGUUCGCCAGCCCGACCGAGUCCGAGUUCUCCGAGACGUACGAUGCGCCCGACUCGGUAAAGAACUGGGAUGAAGAUCGUGUCGGAGAGUGGCUGAAGACCAUCAACUGCGCUCAAUACAUACAGCUCUUCAAAGAGAACAACAUCAACGGCGAGGUGUUGAUGGAGAUGGAUCAAAGCCAGUUGAAGGAGAUGGGAAUCAAGAAGAUCGGUGACCGCGUUCGCAUUGGCUCGCAGGCGAAGCUUUUCAGGAACAAGGAAUACCGCAAGUCGAAGCGCAACUCGAAUAGGGAGUCGCUCGCCAUCCUCGACAGCGCAAGCUAUACUCCUCCGUCAUCCGGCUCUCCCAGACCCCUUCAUUCAGCAAGAGGUGCACCUACAACUUCCCGCCCCGACAAAAGGAUGUCACGACAAAUCGGCGGUGCUGACUGGAGCUAUACCCCAGGCCUUUCGGCUCGGAAGCAACCGUCACGUCCAGGAUCACCCCUCGUCGACCAAGAGAACCGUGGUCUCCGUCCCCCGACGUCCGGCACCAUGUACAGCCCCAAACACUCUGCCAGAAAGGAUGAUUCGUACUUCGGCCAGCCUUUGAGCGCCAACUCUACUUCAGGCCGCGGUCCCAGUCCCAGCCAGGACGCUUCGACCAAUAGCAGCGCUCUGCCCACCGACAAGGCCUUGAUUCGGGUCAUCUAUGACAACGGCAGGUCCUCCGUCAUCGAUGUCAAAGGAUUCAGAUCGGCCGAAGACAUCAUGCUUCAGGUGUUGAGGAAAGGCACGCUUAACGAGGCGCAUGUCAAGAACUAUUGUUUCUACGUGCUUGACGGCGCUGAACCCAACCCAGCUCUCUGCCGUAAGCUUAGCGACGUUGAACUGAUGCGUGUUUGUAACGAUCGGUCAAGGAUGGAGCGGAACCGCCUCAUCCUUCGAAAGGUCCACGCCGGCGAGCCCGAGGACGACCAACUGAAGGCCGCCGCGAACAUUGCCGCACAACAACACAGUCAGCUAAACCCCACAAUAUUACCUUCUACGGCUCGAGGCCAGCUCAAGAUUGAAAAGCUUACCGGCGAAUCCUUGGCUGCAGUAAGUUAUCCGCUUUCUCCGGCAUCGCAAAAGGAGCGCGAACGGCACAUCAACUCGACUGCCAAGGACCUGGAGCGCGCAGACACCAGCCGCUCAGCCAGCAGGACUCCAGACAAACCCAUGAAGCAGUUUUACGGCGGCCGCCCACCGAGCAACCUCAUCACCUCCGAUCUGGCCUCGUACUUCCCGGAUGUCGAAAAAGACGAGAUGGACAAAACCAUCCGCAUGUCUGUCAGACGCUCUCGCCGGCUGAGCAAAGCAGCCAGCCGUCUGAGUACGCUAAGCAACUUCAGUGUUGCAUCAAGUCUGAAGGAUGCUCCACCGCUUCCCUCGAUUGCGGACCAGUGGCUUAACAACAACGGCGGUCAGGUGAAGCCGCUACGACCACUCUCAGUAAUGCGCUUGGGACUUCCGUCUCUGGGGCAGACACAGUACCGCGAUUCGAUAACGUCUUCCGUCCUCGAACCCCUGGAAGAAGAAUCCCCCACCGAUGGUUCGUCGGUUCGCAAGUCCUACGUCUCAUUUGGCGGGGAUAGUGGAUCUGACACCGUGGCCGUCACCGAUCCAGACGGGCACACAACCAUGCACAGCUAUUUCGAUGAUGGCGGCAGUAGCUUCGCCGGCAGCAGCCAGGGCACCGAGGCCGGCGACUCGUUUAACAAGCGUUUGAGCUCCGCCCUGGCCGAAGACGGCGAGGAGUACGAUGAAGAGCUUGAGGAAUAUCUUGAAACCGAUUCGUGGGAGAACGUCAAAUACAUGAAGGGAGCACUGAUCGGCCAGGGCUCUUUCGGCAGCGUGUAUCUUGCACUGCAUGCCGUCACGGGUGAGCUUAUGGCCGUGAAGCAAGUGGCGCUGCCAACUGGUGGCACUGUUGACCCCAGGAAGGCGAGCAUGCUCGACGCGCUGAAGCGCGAAAUUGGCCUGCUGCGCGAGCUGAAGCACCCCAACAUCGUACAGUACCUCGGCUCUAACAGCGAUGAAACGCACCUCAACAUUUUCUUGGAAUACGUCCCUGGUGGAUCGGUUGCUACGAUGCUUGUCAACUACGGACCACUUCUGGAACCGCUGGUUGCAAACUUCGUGCGCCAGAUCUUGACCGGUCUCGCGUACCUGCACAGCAAGGAGAUCAUCCAUCGCGAUAUCAAGGGCGCUAACAUCCUUGUCGACAACAAGGGUCGGGUCAAGAUUUCCGAUUUCGGCAUCAGCAAGCGAGUUGAGGCCUCUACGCUGCUUUCUCCCACGAGCGGCAAGAAGGGAGCCAACCGCGUGUCGCUACAGGGAUCCGUCUUCUGGAUGGCGCCUGAGGUUGUCAAACAGACAGCAUACACGCGCAAGGCCGACAUCUGGUCGCUCGGCUGCCUGAUAGUCGAGAUGUUGACGGGCUCGCAUCCACACGCCGACUGUUCACAGCUCCAAGCCAUUUUCCGCAUCGGUGCUGCAGGCGGCAACGCAAGUCCAAACAUACCUGAAAAUGCCAGCGAGGACCUUCAGGUCUUCCUCGGCCGCACAUUCGAAAUUGAGCACGAGAAGCGCCCGAGCGCGGACGAGUUGCUGGAAAGCGAAUUUUGCGCGGUCAAGGCAUAA